UUGGGUGUGAAUAUCAGUCUAGCAGGGGUUGGUUGGUGAAGCGCCUCUGGCAACACUGUGCUAUUAAACGUAUGGAUGUCAGCGUCAGCGCAGACUAACAACUCAACACUAUUUAUAAACAACUCGUCUAUAACAGAUGAGAAAAGUGUUUCAACAUGGGUGAUGGAUUGUUAUCAUUGUCAUGGAAUAACCACAAAGCCACUUUCUGUCACAUUCUGUCAACACUUAGAGAAAAGGAGAGAUACACAGAUGUGACCCUGGCAUGUGAGGGAAAGUUUUAUCCAGUACACAAACUGGUGCUAUCAACGUGUAGCGAAUACUUUGAAAGUAUGUUUGAACAAACACCAUGUAAACAUCCCGUUGUAGUUUUGAAAGAUGUUAAACCCGAAGAGUUAGAAGCUCUUCUCAGCUAUAUGUAUGCUGGUGUAGUUAAUGUGGCCCAGAAUGACCUGGCUAGAUUAAUCAAAGUUGCCGAGUUACUCCAAGUAAAAGGCUUGGCUGUACCGGAUGAACCACCUCAGGAAGUUGAAACCAAGAAAACAUACACACCUCCCCGGAGUUCAAAUUCCCGCGAUGAUAGAACGAGUCCUCAUCCCAAAAGAAGAAGAAGAGACGACAGUACAACACCUGUUUCGGAAACACACGUCUCCAACAGUCCUACUUCUCCAAAAAUGUCACCACACCAUAUAGAUAGUGAUUAUAACCAAGAGAACUCUAGAACACCUAGUGAGAGUCAUGUUAGUGAACACAGAGUGGAAAAAUCUAAUGAAAGAACUGAACAAAGACAUGAAGUAGGGUCAGAUCAGAAAGUUGAGUGCACAUCUAAACACGGAUCCCCUCUCCAGGUAAUGUUAGAUGAAGUACUAGUCAAAGAGGAGAUGGUGGAAUCCUUAGAUGACAGUCGAGAUAAUUUGUUAGACUCUGGGAUGGAUUAUGGUUCGUUAAGUGGUGAUUCAAGAAUAGAAAACUCAACCACUGAUGGGGGACCUCAAGACCAUCACAGUCAAAUGUUGCCAAAUAAGUACGACCAAUCUCUUGUUUCCCAACCACACCUCCCAGAGGCGGUCGUUGAAGCUCUCGCUGGACCCUCCGGGAUGCAAGGGUGGCUUGGUGGGAAUGAUCUGAGUGGAGGGUUCUCAGGAGUGGAGAGUUACAGUGGGGAGGGGAGACAUCAGGACUUACGUCAACCUCUCCCCGGCCAGCAGCCUCAGGGACACCAGCUGAUGGUGAUGUUCGGUGAUGGUCAGGGGCCUGGCGGUGGAGGAGCCUUGGGACAUAGGAAGGGCCACACCACCAGGAAGAUGCAUCAAUGUCCCUACUGUCUAUACUGUACUCGUUUUAUCACUAACUAUAAAAGACAUGUUGCCACUCACACUGGCGAGAAACCAUAUGCCUGUACCAUCUGCUCUUAUAGAUCAUGCUCAAGAGAUCACCUUAAACGUCAUAUGAACACCCACAAUGGAGAAAAGCCAUACUCAUUUACAAAAUGACCCUAUGGCUCAUUGUAACAUUGCACGAGAACGAGUCAUUAGACUUCUUUCACCAUAAGUCUGAGAUAAUGGUUAGUCACUGUUGGAGAUUCAUUAAAAAAAAAAAAAAACUUACCCACGGUAACAUUAAGAUGAAAUAUUUACUGUACUUGGCGAUGUUUUAACACAAAUUUGUGAACUUCCUAACAGUAUUACAGUACCGGUAUUACAAGGUUUUUUGUGUGUGUGUGUGUGAAACUUUCAAACAUUGAAAAUAUUUUGUCAUCCAUUAAGGAUAUAAUGUCUUCCCAGUACUGUAUCAUAUUAAACUGGAAUACUGUAUCAGGAAAUGGAGAACUAUACUGAUAAUUGAGACUUGCUGAUUGUAAGAGUACGUACAGUAUUUGCCUUAAACAGUAUUUAGUAAAAUUAAAUUAAUGCCAUGUUGGAUAUGUUAGGCUAGUAAUUCUCAAUCCUGCCUUGUAGUAAUAAUUUAUUUUGUUUUAUUAAUAAGAUAAGAGAUUUUCUCCAUCCCGUCAUCAUAUUGAAUUUCCCCAUAAUAGUUAUUACGCAAACCACCUAAGAUUUUUAAUGAACAAUGAUCCUGCCCCUUUGUUUGAAUUUCAUGGAGCUGACAACAUAAGUGACCAGAAAAUGUGCCCCUUGGAAAAUUAUUCCCAAAGCCGGAAUUUUCCAGAAAAUUACGGCUUUGGGAACGAUUUUCCGAGAAAAUUUCAGUUCUGGCUAUCAGAGAGUUUGGGUUUGAGAGAUUCCGGCUAACGGAGAUAUAACUGUACUUGUUUAUGAGUCUUAAGUCUCUUGAAUAAAUUUGUUUUAACUUGCAAAUAACUGAUGAUUUAAUUUACUGUAUUACCAAAUAAGUGAAAUUAUCAUUACAGUAUAAGUACGGUACUCUAAAUCCUCAUAUACCUGGGCAGAUUGUCAGGUGAGGAAAGAUCUGGGUUUCACAUAUUCCCAACUUUUCCAAGGAGUGACUUUGGGGGCACAAAGUAAUAAUAAUAUUUAUGGUCAUUUUAAGUGCAUAUUUGUAGUCUUUUUAAGUGCAUAUUUAGGGUUAUUUUAAGUGUACAUUUAAGACCAUUUUAAGUGCAUAUUUUGGACCAUUUUAAAUGCAUAUUUAUGUCCUUUUUAAGUGCAGAUUUAUGGCUAUUUUUUUAGUGAAUAUUUAUGGUAAUUCUAAGUGCUUAUUCAUAGCCAGAUGGAGUACAUAUUCAUGGCUAUUUUAAGCGCAUGUUUAUGGUUAUUUAAUUUGCUUAUUCAUGGCCAUUUUAAGCAGGAAUUUGCUGUAUACAGUUUUUUAUGUAAUUUACAGCUGUGUUAGGCAGUAAACACCUCAUAAUUACUCACCCAAAAUUUUACUUUCAUGUUUAUCUGUCUCAUUAUAAUUAUAAGUUUUUUCAAUCAGAAGCCUGUCUUUAGUCAUAAGAAUGUUUAAUCAACUCAUCCAAUAAUUUUUAAAAGAAUUUCAUGACGAUGAUUUUGCUACAGGAUGAUUCUGCUACAAUAAUUUUUGAGGGAGUUUCCUGAAAAUGACUCUUGUUGGUUUUAGUUAUGUCCUUGAAUUGAAAUAAAGAAUACUUUAACUGACUCUUCAUCCUUUUAGUAAAAGAAUACCUCGAGUGAGGUAAUAGCUGAUAUUGAUGUCUUGAUAUCAGUUAUGAAGAAAAAUUGGUUGUUAACCCCUUGUAUACGGGGUUGCCUCUGAUCUGAAUAAAAUCGUCUGUCAUCAGCUAAGUAAAAUUUUAAAAGUGACGUCCACAUAGUGAAGGGAUUACCAAAAAUCUGGUACUUGACCAAGUGUUGAGGUAUGAAAAGUCACUACAGCAUCAUUAAAACACAAUUUAACUUCAAUUGUAAAAAAAAUAUAUAAAUUAUGUUCACACACUUUUAAUUAGUGAAUAAAGUGACCAGUUUUCUUUGGUGUACAGUAUUUUCUUUUCUCUGUGAACUGUAAAUAAGCACCAGAAGCCCUGUGUUGAAAUAUUUUCUGGACACAUUAAUAAGACAACUGUAAACAUUGUAUGGAAUAUAUUUUUAUGAGCUCAUGGAAAGAUAAGGUCUAUUGAUACUGUACAUACUGUCAGGAGCACAUCAAGCAAGUUUUGUACAGUAUCUGUAUAAUUUUCAUAGGUAAUAUUUUAAUAAAAAAUUAUAAAAAAAUAUUGCCAUUUAUUUUCUGAUGUUGCAGGACAACUCAACACUCAAUACAGAGGUCAUAUAUCCCCCUCAUGAGAAUUUUGUUCCUAAAAAAAAAAAAUUACGUCUUAUUACUGUAUUAUGAAUAUUGAGGAAGAGUGCAUGUGCUGUUGUGCACAAACACACACACACACUCACAGUCACACUCACAAAGAUGCUUGAGCCCUCAAACCUUCCAGGCCUUUUUAAGAGUGGAUGCUAGAUUCAUUGCCAGAAGGGCUCACUCUGGAUAAAUAUCCCCCUCAUACAAAAUCUUCCUCAUAGGUUUACAUCCCCCUCACAAGUAUCAAGUUCUGGCACCACCACUACAGUAUUUAACAACCAGUCAUCACUAAUAACAACACUGUAAAACAUUUUUGUUUUCAUCUAACAGCCAAGAAGAAAUUGACUUAGAAAUGGCCAAACACAGGCAUACAGUUUAUUCACACCUAAGCAUGUGUGUAGAUUAUAGUACUGUACUUCAUAUGAAAUUUUGGGGAAGUGUGACAAAAUUAAAAGUUCAGUUAGACAUUUACUGUAUUGUUGAUGUCUUAUAAGACUGAACUUGAAUUUAACACCUUGACUAAAACUUUACCAUAUGAUCAUGGCUUACGGUAUGUAGUUUGUAGCCAAAUACACUGAACCGUAGAAGGAAGUAUCUGCCUUAUUUACAAAUAUUUCACAUAAUUUCACAUGCAAUCAUAUAAACAUGUGUAUCCUUAGAUACAAGAGUUUUUAAACAACAUAAAUACUGUAGAUAUGCAAACUGUCGUGGCAACAAUGGUGUCAAGAGAGCCAACCAGAAGUAUUGGAGCUUCUGUAUGUGCACAAAUUUUUUCAUUAGUAUUACACCAGUGAAUUGGAGAUCAGUCCUCUUGCUAAGAUCACACGGGGAAAAUUAAUUAAGUAAAGGUUUCCAGCUUACAUGUGUACUGGUAAUCGAAAUACAGCAUUGUACAUAUCUGGGCACAAAAAGCACAAUACUGUACUGUACAGUACUUUCAUGUAGAGAACAGUGUGAUUUCUGUAAUCCAGUACAGUGCUGUACUGUACUGUACAUAUUUUUUUAAAGGUCUUAGGUGUAUUAAUUUAAGCAGAUAAUAUAUUCAGAUUAUUAUGUAAAAUUAUAAUUAAUAUAAGAAUAAUAUCUUGUAGAUCAGAUAUUAUCAAUACUGUAGGUGAUCCAUCAAAAAAUCAUCAAAAAUAUACAGUACUGUACUGUAUGGUGCAGAAUAUUGAUGAAGUUGUUCCUGUUGUCCCUGUUAUUAUGGCAGGACAUAGGGAACACUUUACUGUAAGUACAUAGAGAUUUAAGUGGCCAUUUUUUUUUCUUUUUUUUUCUUUUUUUUUUUUAAACUAAUUGCUUACUGUACAACUUUGAGUAAGACGG
Molecule: messenger RNA, 5055 nt
Organism: Homarus americanus (American lobster)
Lineage: Eukaryota; Metazoa; Arthropoda; Malacostraca; Decapoda; Nephropidae
Product: protein bric-a-brac 1-like
Exons: 6
Coding region: 156-1490 (444 amino acids)
Biological process (GO): regulation of transcription by RNA polymerase II
Cellular component (GO): nucleus
Molecular function (GO): protein binding
Source: RefSeq, a predicted model, not a curated record